Messenger RNA from Puccinia graminis f. sp. tritici CRL 75-36-700-3, 1804 nucleotides. RefSeq lists its product as uncharacterized. Gene Ontology annotation, molecular function: protein-cysteine S-palmitoyltransferase activity. Lineage: Eukaryota; Fungi; Basidiomycota; Pucciniomycetes; Pucciniales; Pucciniaceae. Gene Ontology annotation, cellular component: endoplasmic reticulum; Golgi apparatus. Gene Ontology annotation, biological process: protein targeting to membrane; peptidyl-L-cysteine S-palmitoylation. Bases 255 to 1502 code for a protein of 415 amino acids. The transcript has 7 exons. The record is from RefSeq and is a predicted model, not a curated record.
GAUGGUCAGUGGGCACACUGUGAAGAAUGAAAGGAUGACCCUUCGGUCGCUUGCUCCUUCAUGAGCGCCGUGCUCCGCCGUGUUACAUAUCCUUUAAUCAGUGAUCACCCUCCACAAAAAAGACUGCAUGCAGCUCGUCGUCACUUCCAAAGGUUGAACCCCGGCCUGCUCGAUAAUCUGCUCACUCUAAAUCGCUUCUUUUUGAAGACCAAAGAUUGUUAAGAGAGAGGGAUUCUCACACGGGACGAUAUCCGAUGGCGAAUCGGGCAGGAGGAUACAGGUUGAAUAGACUCUUGAACAGACUCGUUCCUGGCUUGAUGUUUCUGCUGAUCGGUGUGGGGCCCCCAUUGGUAUUGAACCAGUCAAUCCCGUAUCUGCUCGAGACUUCUCCUAGCGAAUACCACCGUUGGAUCAAGCUCUACAGACUCUUCUUCAUCGCGCAGCUUUCCUUGGCCGUCGGAUGGUAUCUGGCCGUCUACUUCAACCUGUUCACUUCGGCCAGCGGCUACCGAUCGACAACCGGCCUUAUACGUGCAACCUACUCUAUACGCCGAACCUCGCCCUCCAUCUUUCAGAAAAUCGUCGAUCAAUCUAUCGUUUAUCAGUGUGUUGAUCAGGUCGGCUCUCCUCUGCGUUGCGCGAUUUGUAACGAUCAGAUCGUUCCAGUCCGCGCCCGGCAUUGUCAGGAUUGUGGAAUAUGCGUGCCAGGUUUCGACCACCAUUGCGUGUGGUUUGCGCAAUGUAUCAGCCUCACCAGCACGCUCAAGCCGUUCAUCCAAGUGCUCAUCCUAGGUGCAAGCACCCUGCUCGCCGCCGCAGUCUCAGUCUACCCGAUUGUUUUCCAGCACAUCAGACAAGUCAUCCGACUCACCUGGAGCAAUCGAUCCAGCGGCGAUACCCUGCGUCGAAUUUGGUGGGGUCGUUGGUGGGGUUGGGCUGGAGGCCCCGUGUAUAGAUACAUGGGCGGGCUUUGUCUUGGAUACAUUUACUAUCCGGAGAUAAGCCUAAGAGAAUCGAGCAACGCCCAUGAUGACGGCUCGAAGACACACCCGAGACGGAAGACCAUGUUGGAUGAGCCGACGCUCUCAGCACUAUUGAUCACUGCAGCAGGCACGAUGGUCCUGCUAGUCAUGCUAGCGAUGAUCACGAUAGUCUUCAAAAACAACAUCCUCAACGGCCUCUCCACGAUCGAGAUCGAGCGCGCACGACGCUGGAAAAGCUCUCCGAGGGACGCCGGCCUCAAGCUCUGGGUCCCGCUGCCUGCGUCCCUCGGCCAGCCCAGAGGAAAGGUCGUCGUCGUCCCACACGGCCUGCCGAUCUUCGACCUCGGUCCUAGACUCAACUUUCAACUCAUCAUGGGUGAGAAAGUCUGGCAUUGGUUUGUACCAUGGAAAACGAGUGGAACACCAGACGGAGUUGAAUGGCCCAUCUCGGAUCACUGGAUGAGCUAUCUGAGAUCGCUAGAUGCCUACAAUGAGGAUGAGGUAUCACCACCAGGAUAGUGACCAUCUUCUACCACACGAAUGCCCUUCGGACGAUUGGUACCAUCCGACCCCAAGAUGAUUAGAAUUUUUCAGCCUCUGUAUCUUUUGUUUGUUUGCGAGUGCGCAGGAAUUACCAGUUGUAAUACGCUCUGUGCAGAUGUACUUGUGGAGUCCCUGCUUGGGUUUAGUUAGAUCUAAUUAACGAUCAUAUGAUAGUCUGAGUCAUCAGUCACAAACAAAACAUCACGUGUUCCUAUCGUGAUCCAUGGCCCCGAUCACUCACACAUAUUUCUCAAACAUCUCCUCACUCAAGACACUCA